AGGUUUAUGGAAGGGCCUCUCUCAAAAUGGACAAACAUGAUGAAAGGAUGGCAGCUAAGAUUUUUUGUCUUAGAUGAGCACACCCUAUGCCUUAAUUAUUACACCAGUAAGGAGAAAGUCAGGAAAGAUAUCAAGCGUGGCAAAAUCUUCUUAAAGGGUGCAAUUAUUGGUAUUGACGAUACAGAUGACAGCACAUUUACAAUAAGUGUAGAAGGGAAAACGUUCCACUUCAGAGCUGCUGACGCUGAUGACCGGGACAGGUGGGCCCGGUCACUCGAGGAAACAAUAUACCGUCCCCCUGCUUUAAACAACUCUGAAAAUGCAUCUCGUCACAAUAUAAACGACUUGCAGCGGAAGUUGGCAGAGGUCAACGGAUACCUCAGUUUACUCGAAGAUACCAUGUCUGGGAUGGUGCAACAGGUUAGUUUGGAGUUGGAUCCUUCUGAUUCCGCCCAAUUGGAAAUCUGCAACAACGCCAUGAUAUCCUCUCUACAUGACUGUGUUGGGGAGAUGAACAAGUUGGAAUUCUCUGCAGGUAAAGUGACGAAUGCGACGGGGGUAAAGGCGGUAAUGCCGGAACAUGUGUCCAACAGCCACAACAUCUCUUCAAAGAACAAUGCUGAUGAUCUAGUUGAGGCUGAGGAGGGCGAGGAGGCUGAGGAGGAAAGUUGCUCCGAGAGCGAUAACAGCGAUGCUUUCUGUUCUGCUGACGAGGAGUUUGACGAAGUAGACGGUCCCCCUAAACCCCCUGUAGUAGUGUUAGAAAGUGUACCCAGCAAAGAAAUACUUGCCUUACAGAAAGUAUCAAACAACGAACUGGACGCGUACAACAGUUACUACGACGGGGGCGACGAUGAAGGGGAUGUUGUUAUUGAUAUGAGCAACAACAGUGUUAUCACUCAUCUUCUCAGUCAGGUACGUAUUGGGAUGGAUCUAACCAGGAUCCCGCUCCCUACGUUCAUCCUAGAAAAGCGGUCCCUGCUGGAGAUGUACGCAGAGUUCCUUGCCCACCCCGACAUAUUUGUAGACAUCGCGAAGCGUCCCACGCCCAAGGACCGCAUGAUUUCCGCGGUUCGGUGGUACCUGUCUGCGUUCCACGCUGGUCGACGUGGCAGUGUUGCUAAGAAGCCUUAUAAUCCCGUUCUAGGAGAAUCUUUCAAAUGUUAUUUUGAUGUACCGGGCAUGUUGGAUGGAGACCAGAACGCCCCCAUUGUAAAAGAAGGCCCCUGUCCGUGGGCUAAAAGCAGCAGUAGUCUGGUGUUUAUAGCCGAACAGGUGUCCCAUCACCCGCCCAUAUCUGCCUUCUACGUAGAACAUCCUGACCACAAUAUUGAGGUUAACGCCAGUAUCUGGACCAAGUCCAAGUUUUUAGGACUCUCAAUCGGGGUGCACAUGGUGGGAGACACGGUACUGAAACUGCUGGACCACGACGAGGAAUACCAUAUAACCUUCCCUAACGGGUACGGCCGGAGCAUCCUGACCAGGCCCUGGGUGGAACUGGGUGGUAAGUGUAAUAUCACCUGUCCUCAGACCGGCUUCAAUGCAGAGAUAGAGUUCUUGUGUAAACCGUUUUACGGGGGGAGCCGGCACACUUUGACCGGGUCUAUAAGUCACGUGGCCCAGAGCAAACCCUUCUGUAAACUAUCUGGAGAGUGGAACAAUGUUAUGUUCGCAGAGUUCGAGGGAGGGGAGAAGGAGGUGUUUGUGGAUAUCCACUCCAUACCCAUUAUAAAGAAGCUGUGCAUGCCCAUCAGCCAAAUGGGCGAGUGGGAAUCAAGGCGGUUGUGGCGUCACGUGACCAAGGCGUUGUUCGAUAACGAUGUGGAUGUGGCCAGUAACGAGAAGUUCAAAAUAGAGGAACACCAGCGGGAUUUGAGGAAGUAUAGGGAGGAAACGGGAGAGGUCCACGAACAGUCUCUCUUCCAUAAAGAAGGAGAUAAUUGGUUAUUUAAUUGUCCUUUGAGCAAGAGGAAGGGGUUAUAGUUUUUACUUGAUUGAGAAUUAAUUAAUUGAUGAUAAUGCUAUAAUAUGUCAUUGUAUUAUAUUAAUUCUUUGGUAUUAAUUUAGUUUUUCUAAGAUAGCGUUUAUGAUUUGAUAGCGAUACUCUAGUGAACAUGUUCCUACUUAGUUUUUACCGAAUAUAUUAUGACAUGUGCCCUGAGUAAUAAUAAUUGUAUUGGCAUAGUUUUCCCUCGUGUUCCUUAGUCUUCUGGAUAUGAUAUAGAUAUUAUAGAUCUAGAAUCUCAUAAAUCUAGAAUAUUAUAAAUCUAGAGUCUUCUAAAUCUGGAAAUUGUUGCUCUCGAUUCUGAUCUAGAUUAAAUGUCAUAUUAAUUAAUAUCCUACAGAUCUGUCGAUUGUGGAUCUAUUAUUUUACAUAAUUCAAGGCUGCUAUUGUUGGGAGAGCAGUGCACUUCUGCUUUUGACUUGGACAACACUUUUGACUUAAUGUAAAACAUCAUUUUUGAGAACCAAUUUUAUCUAAUUAAAGCAAAGAUGAUCUGUGAUGCGGGCAUAGAUAGAUGACAAAUAACCGAUCUUUUCCGAAUUACAUAUUUGGUUACAUAUUUUACAUAUUUUUGAACAACCUUUAAACUCCCAGGCUCAAUUCCUUAUAAUCGAAUGAAAAUAUUCUAGACGUCUCUGGGUGAUAUAAUUCACCGAGUUUAAAAUCUAGAUUGUGGUCUAGAAUAUGAUCUAGUCUAGAAGGUUCCGAUUUGGUGUUUUACAGAAUCAAUGCAGCUAUUCAAGUUCACGACCUACAAGUGCUUCAAUAUGGAGAGGCAUUCAAUCCAGAACCUACACUACAUUGUUAUUUAACCUUGUGGUAGACACUGAACAUCUAUACCGUGUUGCUCUGAGCUUGUAGCAGUGGUCACCAUACACUCAUUUGGGACUCGGUGUAUGUCAUGAGCUAUGAGUUGUAUAUUCCUAUGAGCUGUCUCUGAGCAUUGUCUCUUCACCAACAUUAACCACUGGCCGAGUUUUAGAGAUCAAGUUUCUUAACAUUAGCCUUGGUUCCCCCGUUAUAUUAUAAUGUCAAUGUAAGUUAUGUAAAAUGUCCAUAUUAAGGGAUGCUGUGUACCAGAUUUAUAAUACCAGAAUAUCGACUUUUCAGGCGAGGCCUUUUUCUGGCUGAAAACAUGCCAAGUUUUGACCAAUUGUAAUGUACAUAUUAUAAUAUAUUUUGGGAAUUAGUGCUAAUUUUGAAGGCAAGAUAUUAUUACCGUUAAGAUCAUUUUAUUAAGAUCGAGAAAAUGUGUGAUGUUAUGUAAUAAGCUGAUGCGACAUUGAAAUUGUAAUGUAAUUGUUCGAUUCCUGACAGAGUUUGAAUCAGUGUAA
This is a messenger RNA of Bolinopsis microptera, 3339 nucleotides long. RefSeq names its product oxysterol-binding protein-related protein 9-like. Gene Ontology annotation, cellular component: membrane; intracellular membrane-bounded organelle; cytosol. Lineage: Eukaryota; Metazoa; Ctenophora; Tentaculata; Lobata; Bolinopsidae. Gene Ontology annotation, molecular function: sterol binding. The record is from RefSeq and is a predicted model, not a curated record. The transcript has 8 exons. The coding region runs from base 7 to 1983 and encodes 658 amino acids.